AAAAUGUUUCCAAUGAGCUCUCAAAAGAUGUACUGGAUAUUCAGUGAUGAAAAUGACAUCACGGAACUUCGCGAGAAGACUAACUCGGAAUUCAUCGACAAGCAUGGCGUGAACGUGCCGCGCGAUCAAAGAGAGGAGCAUUUCCUAACGACUUCGGAAGAACGGAUAUUACUCAAAUUCUAUGAAUUACAACUCCGAGACUUCUGUCGCAGAUUUGUUCCGCCCAUGCCAAGACCUACCGUAGCAACUGCGCUUCACUACUUCAAGAGGUUCUAUUUAAGGAACAGCGUUAUGGAUUACCAUCCUAAGGAAAUCCUUGUCACAUGCGUCUACCUUGGCUGCAAGGUAGAAGAAUUCAAUGUCUCAAUAUCCCAGUUCGUAGCGAAUAUCAAAGGAGACAGAGAAAAGGCAUCAGACAUCAUUUUAAACAACGAAUUGUUACUCAUGCAGCAGCUCAACUAUAACUUGACUGUCCAUAAUCCUUUCAGGCCUGUAGAGGGCUUGAUGAUCGAUAUAAAGACCAGAUGCACAUCACUUGAAAAUCCAGAGAAGCUCAGACCGCAUAUCGACGAUUUUCUUGAAAGAGUGUUUCUCACAGAUAGUAUUCUGAUUUACGCUCCGAGUCAAAUUGCUUUGGCUGCCACCUUGCACGCAGCGUCGAGAGCUGCUGCUAAUCUAGACAAUUACGUAACAGACACACUGUUCUCGAGGGAACAUUUGCCAGGAAUCAUCGAGGCUGUUAGAAAAAUAAGAUCAAUGGCCAAGUGUGUUGAGCCUCCAACAAGAGAAGUGGUCCGGUCUCUCGAGAAGAAACUGGACAAGUGCCGAAAUCAAGCGAAUAAUCCAGACAGCGAAAUUUACAAACAAAGAAUGCAGGACAUGCUGGACGAGGAUGAUUUACGGGAUAAUGAAAAAUACGCAAAAAUCAUUCAAGACCAAGCAGAGCAUGACGAGAAAGUAUUGGGCGUGAGUAAAUCUCUAUCUCCAUCGGCGUUGUAGCAUCGAAAGGUUUGCCACUAAAUUUCUCAAAAGACUUCAACUUACGAAAAUAAGUAAUCUUUAAGCACAGGGCGUAGAGGACUGUGUGAUAUUUCACACUUAUCAUCGUUUCAUAUUCAGUCAGUUGCACUAGCAUAUCUUGCUUCUUUUGUGCUACAUCUUGUUUUCAUUUCUUUGAAAUUACGAAAAGUGAUCUACAAAAUUUGAGUAUUCACUGCAAAUCCUGAUUGAACCCAUAUGAUUCAAUUGUAUUCGACAGUGUCACUCAUAAUGUUCAAGACAACAGUUUAACAUUUUCCAUCCCAUGUUUUAAUCAUUUUGGGUGUCUAGCGACAUGAUAAAGUUGAUAAUUCUCUAAAACUUGUAAAAUGAGUCUAGUUUCUUGAAUUUUGUACUAUCAACUUUCUUUUACAACUAGACUCUGAAGGUAAAAUUCUGCUAUAUAAAUAAAAACUAGCGAAGCUCUCAAUAAAGUCUAUAUUUCAUAACAUAUACAAUACUUAGAAGCAAUGAACACCACUUUAUUUUUGUAGAUGAAAAUAGUGUUUUUGAAAAUUGAAAUCCUUGAAGAAUUAUAAACUGUAUCACAACUGGAUAUCCCCUUAAUUUUAAUUUUCAAGUAGACUCAGGCAGCAAUAAAACUUUAUUCCUGUCUUAACCGUAAUGGCCACUUUAUUGACCUGCAAAGGCCGACAAAAGCAGCUUAUCAUUCCCUGUUGUACUUUUCUCCACAAAUUUUUUUUUUUUUUGUUCCCUUGUUUUUCCCUUAAAUGCGGUUUCAACUUUUAAAGUCAAUAAAGUUGCGACAGUCAAGUCCGGAAUAAAGUCCUAUAUGCAACACGGGUAUAAAGACUAUUAUUUCUUUAUCACAUAAUGUGCUAUUAAAGACAGUAAAAUAAAAAAAACUGGAAACAAAACGGAAUAAUUGUUUCUCAGUUACUGUCAAAAAUUGUGUAUCUCUAACGACUACAAUCUCGGGGCGUAGUACAUAGGUAUUCAUUUUGUAAUUAUAAACUUCCAAUAUCUCCAGUACCUUAUAAAAUAUGUUCGUACCCAAAGCAAAGAUUUUUCACUAAAUCGUAAACUAAUGUAAAUCAGUUGACCGAAACGCGUGUAUGGGGCAUUCCACGUCAAGUCAGCCACCUCCAGACCUCACUACAUUUGAUUUCAUUCUUCUAGGAUUUUGUUAUACCAUGCGAGAGUGGUGUCUCUGAUUUUUUCAAAAAUUUUCGGAGCCUCCGUUCCGGAGUUCUUGCAAACCUAAAUUUUACGAUAUUCCAAAAAUUUACGAACUUUUAAUCGAUGAUACCUCCAAAUUGAACAAUCGUAUCAAAAUCAGUAAGGUGGUGUUUCGAAUCGUCUUGAAUUCAAGUGUUUGAAAAAAAAAUGUUUUGCAGAUAUUUUCCGCGACAUUUAAGCUGUCGUAACUGAUGUUCAAAUAAAAAAAUCAAAAUUCCAUCAAGUAUAUUAUUUUUGAAAAUUUUGAAACAUUUUUUUUUCGGUUGACGAAGUUGACGUGGAAUGUUCCAUAUACAAACUAAUGGAUAACAAAUAUGCGAAUUAUUCGGAGUACCUUAGGUAGAGAAAAACAAUGUUCAAUUUACGUUGUCCUAAUGAAUCAGUUAAUUGGAAUCUGAGUAUCCGGUGCAAUCGGCGUACAAAACUAUUUACUUGAUUGCUUUAUCUGCUCGAAGAUUUCUCAAAUAACACUGUAAAAUUUAACGCUACGUUACAACAACCGUGUUUUGCUUAUCAUCCAAUUACUACAUUUUUAUUUCAAAUGUGUAAUCAACACCUGAAGUUUCCAAUUUAGAAAAUCGAAACCUAAGUCCACCGUGGCUUUUGGUACUGAAACAGCCACAAAGAUUACAUAACCACGUAUCUCCUUAGUUCGCAGUUGAAAUGAUAGGGUGGCGACAGACUGGGAAAACCGGGAAUAGUCAGGGAAUUUCGUAUAUUGGAAAAAGACUGGGAAAAAUCAAAGAAUUAUGAUGGACUAUAAAGAAAAACGUACUUUUUCUAUAAAUCGUUUUCAAACUUCAACUGAGCUUCGUAAAUUCAGUUAAGCUAACCGUCUAAAAUGGUAUUGUUCAAUUUCUAAGUAUUUGUGUGAAACUAAGCAAUACUAUGUGCUUUUUAGAUCCAAAUUUAUAUAUUCAAGGUGCGGAACUUCUGGAGCUUUUCGUCAUAAAAGCUGCUCCACAUUACCUAUGUUUUGUGGAAAAACGUUAGAGAAUUCUGCAUUUUCUAACCCUAGACGGGGCAACCUAAUUUUUAUACCUUCUACGGGGUAACUGGGGCAUCGGAGUACCCCAAGCGUUUCCAAACAAUGCAAGCCUUUCUAGUUCCAAUAAGAUAGGUUUAUUAUGCAUCAUUUUCUUCGUUUUUUAAUCAUCAACACGAAGGUAUAUAUUAAAAUCCCUUUUCUUUGAGAUGAAAACGAGAAGAACUUGUUUAAAGCAAAAAAAAAAAAAAAAAGGGCGGUGAA
Molecule: messenger RNA, 3487 nt
Organism: Neodiprion fabricii
Lineage: Eukaryota; Metazoa; Arthropoda; Insecta; Hymenoptera; Diprionidae
Gene: CycH
Product: cyclin-H
Exons: 6
Coding region: 4-999 (331 amino acids)
Biological process (GO): regulation of cyclin-dependent protein serine/threonine kinase activity; DNA-templated transcription; regulation of transcription by RNA polymerase II
Cellular component (GO): nucleus; transcription factor TFIIK complex
Molecular function (GO): cyclin-dependent protein serine/threonine kinase regulator activity
Source: RefSeq, a predicted model, not a curated record